This is a messenger RNA of Photinus pyralis (common eastern firefly), 1421 nucleotides long. RefSeq names its product isocitrate dehydrogenase [NADP] cytoplasmic-like. The transcript is spliced from 2 exons. The record is from RefSeq and is a predicted model, not a curated record. The coding region runs from base 54 to 1280 and encodes 408 amino acids. Gene Ontology annotation, cellular component: cytosol; peroxisome; mitochondrion. NCBI's taxonomy places the organism in Eukaryota, Metazoa, Arthropoda, Insecta, Coleoptera, Lampyridae. Gene Ontology annotation, biological process: isocitrate metabolic process. Gene Ontology annotation, molecular function: isocitrate dehydrogenase (NADP+) activity; magnesium ion binding; NAD binding.
AGUCGCCGCGAAUGUAAAACUAAAGUGUGUGAUCCUGUUCGAAGAUAUUCACCAUGGAGAAAAUUAAGGUAGGACCGAUUGUGGACAUUUUGGGAGAUGAGAUGACGAGAAUUAUUUGGGAGGAAAUUAAGGAGAAGCUCAUCUUCCCGUAUUUGGAUAUCGAUCUGCACAUUUACGAUCUGGGAUUAGAAAAUAGGGACAAGACAAACGAUCAGAUUACGAUAGAGUGCGCGGAGGCGUUAAUGAGGUUUAACGUUGGUGUUAAGUGCGCGACGAUUACUCCCGAUGACAAAAAGGCGAAGGAGUUUAACUUGAAGAGAACAUGGAAUUCUCCCAACUGCACCAUUAGGAAUAUACUGGGGGGUACCGUUUUUCGGGAGGCGAUAAUAUGCAAGAAUAUUCCGCGGUUCGUGACCUGCUGGUCCAAACCGAUCGUGAUUGGGCACCACGCCCAUGCAGAUCAAUACAACGCGACCGAUUUCAUCGUUCCGUGCCCCGGUAAGCUCGAGCUGGUCUACAAACCAAAGGACGGCAAAGAAGAACGUUACAUGGUACACGAUUACAAAGCCGCAGGAAUUGCUAUGGGGAUGUUUAAUACUGACGCAUCCAUAAUCAAUUUUGCCCAUUCCUCUUUUCAGUACGCUUUAGAGCGUAGUUACCCCUUAUUUUUAAGCACCAAGAACACUAUUUUGACGCAAUAUGACGGGCGGUUCAAAGACAUUUUCCAAGAGCUCUACACCCGGGAGUACAAGAAACAAUUUCGUGCAAAGGGCAUCUGGUACAAGCACUACUUAAUUGACGAAAUGGUCGCUUACGCGAUACAGUCAGAGGGCGGUUUUGUCUGGGCGUGCAAGAACUACGACGGUGACGUACAGUCGGACUGUGUCGGCCAAGGGUAUGGAUCGUUGGGAUUAAUGACUUCGAUAUUGGUCAGCGCCGACGGGAAAACAGUUCAAGCCGAAGCAGCCCAUGGUACCGUCACCCGUCAUUUCCCAAUCUACCAGAAGGGCGGAGAAACGUCCACCAACUCUGUCGCGUCUAUUUUCGCUUGGACGCGCGGUUUGCAGCACAGAGCCAAAUUGGACGACAAUCAGAAAUUGCUCAGGUUCACGCAGAUCCUGGAAACCGUUUGCAUUGAAACCAUCGAAUCUGGUUUUAUGACCAAAGAUUUGGCAAUGUGCGUGCGAGGGAAGAGAAACAUACAGCGAUCUGACUACAUGGAAACUUUUGAAUUUAUUAAUAAAGUUGCGGAAAAUCUAAAACACAAACUAUAUACAUAAAGCUUACAAUGUAUUCCUCAUAUUUCUACUUAUCUUGUUAUACGACAGUAGUGGUAAUUAUGAAAGGGCUACUGAGUAUACCUAAUUAGCUUACAAACAAUAAUAAGUACUAUGUACAUACCUAUAAUUUGAAUGAUUGUG